AUGGUCCAGUUCUGGUUCGACCUUCCCGAACCAUUUCCGAACCCCGAACCCAUUGUCGACUUCGACUUCAACUAUGACGACGUCAAAGUGUCAUCUUCUGGAUUUGCACUAUUGGACACCUGUCUCACAAGAUUUUCAAACCAUGCUGAUCCAAAUCGUUGCCCACCAUUCGCAGUUCUGAAUUCAUGA
This is a messenger RNA of Suillus fuscotomentosus, 189 nucleotides long. RefSeq lists its product as uncharacterized. The transcript is spliced from 3 exons. Lineage: Eukaryota; Fungi; Basidiomycota; Agaricomycetes; Boletales; Suillaceae. The record is from RefSeq and is a predicted model, not a curated record. The coding region runs from base 1 to 189 and encodes 62 amino acids.